Molecule: messenger RNA, 3075 nt
Organism: Coffea arabica (coffee)
Lineage: Eukaryota; Viridiplantae; Streptophyta; Magnoliopsida; Gentianales; Rubiaceae
Product: putative disease resistance protein RGA3
Molecular function (GO): ADP binding
Source: RefSeq, a predicted model, not a curated record
AUGGCUGACGCUCUUAUCAGCUCCACAAUUCAGGUCACCUUGGAAAGGGCACUGUCUCUUGCCUCUACUAGGAUUGGUUUGCUAGUUGGGUUCAAGAAGGAUGUGGCCGGCAUGACACGUUCUCUCCGCUUUAUCAAAGAUGUCCUGGCUGAUGCUGAGGAAAGGCAAAACCAAAGCAGCGGAGUGCAACGAUGGUUGAAUAGUCUCGAGGAGGUUGCUUAUGAUGCUGACAAUGUGUUGGAUGAGCUCCACUAUGAAUCUCUUCGUCACCAGGUGGAGUCCCGAAACCGACACAAGCUCAAGGUAUGCUGCUUCUUCUCCUGCUCUAAUAUUAAUCUUGCUUUUCGUUGGAGAAUGGCUUCUAAGGUCAGGGACAUCAAACUUAAGUUGAAUGGCAUCUAUCAAGAUGCCCAUGGAUUGGGACUGGUCAGUAGGGCAGUCAUGACAACUGCCCUCCCUGCUGCUCCUGCUGUUGGAGACACGAGAAGUCGGCAGACCGACUCUGUUGUUGCUCCAAUGGUUGGAAGAGCCGAUGAUGAAUCAGAGAUAGUGAAGAUUUUGUUGAGCCUGUCUGAGAAGGUUGUUUCUGUUCUUCCCAUAACUGGUAUGGGAGGUUUAGGCAAAACAACUUUGGCUAAAUCCAUAUACAACAACAAGCAAAUUGAUGAACACUUUAACAAAAAAAUUUGGGUUUGUGUAUCAAGACAAGUUCAAAUAGAGGAGCUUUUCAAACUCAUAUUAGUGCAAUUGACGGAAGAAAAGGUUGAAGUAGAUGAUAGGAAUCUCAUCGUUGGAAAAAUUGGGAAUCACCUAGGGGGAAAAAGAUAUUUCCUAGUCCUUGAUGAUGUGUGGGAUGAUAAUCAGGUAUUGUGGAAUGACUUUUUCACCAUCUUGAAGGGGCUCAAUCCAAUUAAUGGAAGUUGGUGUCUGGUCACUACUCGUUUAGGUCCAGUGGCACAUAGUGUGUCUAGAGUUUUGAUGAUGGAAACUGAAUUAGUCUAUGCCUUAGGAAGACUACCUGAUGAUCAUUGUUGGUCUAUCAUAAAAGAAAAAGUAGUUGGAGGGGAAGAAGAACCUGAUGAACUAAAAGCAAUUAAAGAGAGAGUAAUCAAAAGAUGUGAUGGUCUACCGUUGGCUGCAAGUGUAAUUGGAGGUCUGUUAUCUUUAAAGAGAAAAGAGGAGUGGCGAUCAAUUUUGGAGAAUAGGCUUUCGAGUUUGAGUGCAGGUGAGGAUGGUGUGAUGCAAAUACUUAAGUUGAGUUUUGAUAAUUUGCCAUCUCGAAACAUUAAGAAAUGUUUUGCACAUUGGUCUAUAUUUCAUAAGGAUAGUCAGAUAAAAAGGAAUAUGCUUAUCGAACUUUGGAUGGCAGAAGGUUUCCUCCAAGCAGACGUCAAAAACCAAACGAUGGAGGAAAUUGGAAUGAAUUAUUUGAGAAUUUUAUUGCAGAGUUCAUUGUUGGAAGAAAUAACUGAUCGGUUGAUAACAUCUUAUAGGAUGCAUGAUUUGGUGCACGACCUUGCAGGGUCAAUGUCAAAGUCUACCAAAGUCAUUAUUGAUAGGGAUACACAUACAGUAGACAAUGGUAAUCAGAUUCGUUACCUUACAAUAGACUCAUUUGGUGUUGAAGAAGAUACAGAAAAAUUUUUGGAGAGUCUAUCAACUUCGCUUCAUACAUUGUUUGUAAAUUAUUACUUUUCUGGUGAUAUGUUAAUGAAGUUGAAGAACUUGUAUGUUUUGGUUGCAACAGUUGGAAAAUUACCAAUUUCAAUUGGCAACUUGAUACAUUUGCGGUAUGUUAACCUUUUGUAUUCUCCAAUCAGUAUUUUGUCGGACUCCCUUUGCAAGCUUUACAAUCUGCAAACAUUGACGCUAAGUAACUCAAAUGUUAAAGUUCUUCCAGAGGGGAUGUGCAAUUUGAUUAGCUUGAGACAUCUCCACUUUUACACCUUUGAUACAGAAUUUCAAAUGCCGCUGAAUAUGGGACGGCUGACUUGCCUUCAGACACUUGAGUUCUUUAACGUGGGUCGAGAGAAGGGUCGACGCAUUGGAGAGCUUGGAAGCUUGAAGAACCUCAAAGGCAAAUUGGAGAUACGCAAUCUGGAACUAGUAAUGGAUAAGGAAGGAGCUGAGGAAGCAAAACUAUUUGAAAAGGCAAAUCUAUUUAGGCUGCAACUUAAGUGGGCCCAGGAUCGAGAAGGCCACGACUACAUCGACAAAGAUGUGUUGGAUGGCCUUCAACCCCACCCGAAUUUGGAGGAGUUGGUAAUUUGGUAUUUUCUGGACGAUCAAUUUCCUCGAUGGUUAAUGGAUUUGACAACAACAACAACACUCCCUGAGUUUGCAACAACACUCCCCAAGUUAACGAGUUUGGAGUUUAAUCGCUGCCACAGAUGCAGAGAACUCCUUCCCUUGCAAAACUUUACGUCUCUUAAAGAGCUGGUGAUUGAUGAGUGCGAUGGGUUGAUGAAUCUGCCCGGUGACUUGCUACACUCUUGUGCCUCUCUCCAGAAGCUUCAGGUGAGUUGGUGCGGCAAUCUUGUCUCCUUUCUGCUUGAUUUGCAACAAACGCCUUCUCUCUUGAAGCUGGAAUUAUACAGGUGUCCCAAAUUGAAAACAAGCAUGACGCCCAAAGGAUUUGGUUUUCUAACCAGCUUAAGGGAGCUUGCAAUUGGUCCCUUCUCAGAUGAUGGUGAUGAUCAUGAAAAUUCUUCAAUUUACAAUGAGUUUGAUUGGUGUGGAUUGAUAUCCUCCUCCUCCUCCCCUUCGUCAUCCGCACUCCGUGAAUUAGGAUUAGUUGGGUUGCCACACAUGGAGUCCCUGCCACAUCAGAUCCAAUACUUGACCAAUCUCACGUCACUAUCGCUAAGUAACUUCGGAGGUAUAAAAGCUCUGCCAGAUUGGUUCGGAAACUUCGUUGCUCUUGAAUACCUGUAUUUAUAUGAUUUCAAAGAGCUUCGACAUUUACCCUCUGAGGAUGCCAUGAGAAGUCUCACCAAACUAAAAUCUCUGGAGGUUUAUCGUUGUCCUCUGUUAAAAGAAAGAUGCACUCUUGAGAGCAGCGGCCCCGACUCCUAG